CUAGAUGUCGCUUUUUUAAUCACAUCAUCGAGGUGUCGGUGUAUUAUGUCAUAAAACCGUCACACUGUUUUUGCCUGGUCGGAUAAACAAAUGUUCUCUCAUUCAUUACCAAGACGGUUUAACACUGUGACAUAUGCAAAUAAUUUUCAUUGUAAUAUAACGACUUAAAAUGACGAUGGUUUUCUUGUUUUGGCUAAACAGCCAGAAGGGCGAUUGAUAAAAAUCUUCUGAAAAGCAUUCAUCCGUAGCCAAAAUCGUUUUAUUGCAUAGGUAGAGAAAUUGGGCUAUUUUGCUACAAGGAGGGAGAGGAGCUGGACAUCCAGACAGAAGGUGUUUUGAUGUUAGUGCAGUUUCUAUACAGGUCUUAAAACCAGAAUCCAGCAUUCUGCCUAAGGGCGCAGCAGCCACUCUUGCUACAGUGAUGGCUAGGAACUUCAGGAUAAUCGUCUUUGUUUCUUUCUUGGUCUUUGUCAAUUGUCAAGAUGAGGACCGAGGACUUGUUGUGUCCUUACUUCCCGAUCACAUAAGUGAAAUUGUAACGUUCCCUGGAAAAGUAGACAGUUUUGUGUCUCCCAAAGAAACAACAGACGACAAAAAUGGCAACAAAUUUUUAUAUUUCUUUGGCCGAACAGACGUUUUAAGCAUGGCUUGUGACCCAUGGAAUCAUUCUAUAUACGUAUUGGACGGUUUAACACAAAGUUUGUAUAAAAUGAACAAUUUUAACAUAUGGAUGAACGACACGAGAAGAAAUGUUAUUCUGAUGCAUCAAGGUGUUUCGCAUUCCGCUUCUUCCCAGAUAGCGUUUGAUUGGCUUUCUCGGAAUAUCUACUGGACAGACGACCAUUAUAACUGGAUCGGUGUCCAACCUGUGGACACAACCGAUAAAACAAUGUACAAAAUUAUCAUGCAUGACGGUCUUUGGUCGCCUUUGUCUUUAGCUGUGGAUCCUAUCAAAGGUUAUCUGUUUGUCGCGGAGCAUGGUGCCAAUACCGUUAUUGACAGGACUGAUUUAGCCGGCGAAGAUAGAAAGACAAUUAUUACAUCCGUCUCCAAAGUUCCUGAUAUGGUGCUGGACAUUGAAGAAGAAAGAAUAUACUGGAUUGAUAUUGGUAGAAACAGUUUAGAAACGGCAAAGUAUGAUGGGACUGACAGGCGGAUGGUACGACGGUCCACGAACAUUUAUAUUCUGAUGAGUGGCCUCACACUCUACAAGGACGUGGUCUGUCUCACUAAAUUCCAAGAGGGGGAGGUUUUGUGUCUUGACAAGCGAAGUGGGGCUGUUGUCUGGUCAAAUUCUUUUCCUACACAACAACCAUGGAGUGUAGAGGUGUAUGACAAAGAACUACAGAAAAAAGUUCCACACGCAUGUGAGAGUAAAGGAUGUGAUCAUAUCUGUACUAAUACGCCCUCUGGCGCAAAAUGUCUUUGCAAGGAAGGGUUUGAACUUCACACCGAUGGUAGAACCUGCAAAGCUUCACAUAAAUUAUAUGGAAAAGGUUUGCUAAUAGCAAAUGGCACAGAUAUGUGUAUGUUAGACAUUAGAGUGAUCACUGCUCAUGAAAACGAUGUACGAUGUUUCCUUUCCUGGAAAAGCAAUAUCACAUAUGUAGCAGUUGAUGCCAACAAGAACAAGAUUUACUUCUCGGACAACGCUAAUAGGCAGAUUCAGAAAUAUGAUGUUGUGCUCAACGUCACUUCCGUUAUAGCAACGACCUCCAUCGCCAUUUCCGGUUUGGCGUAUGACUGGAUUAACGACGAUAUAUACUGGUCUGAAAAAGACACGGGUAAAAUUAAAGUCACUACUGCAGCAAACAACGUUCGACAGGAGGCUACGAUAUUCUGGGGCCUCGAUCGCCCCUCUUUCCUUACUAUAAAUACCCAUAAUUCCACACUGUACUGGAUAGCCAAUAGAAACGGGCAAUACAGCAUAGAGGGUGGCAGUUUUGAUGGAAUGCAGCGAUGGAAAAUUGCGGAAAAGGCAAUUUUACUCAGUCCUUCCGGGCUAUUUUACGAUAUCACAUACAAAAAAUUAUUCUUCACGGACAAAGGAGAACUGAAAAGCAUUGAUCCAGAUGGAAAAGAUCUCCAUGCUUUAAAUUCUGUUGGAAGUGACGACAAAGUUCUUGUAUACAAGGAUUACGCCCUAGUAUAUAACGGAGGGACAUCUAUUCGAAAUCUAAAUAUACACACUAAAAACUUCCAGCCCGCCAUAAACCUGACAGAUUUCAAGGCAGUUUCUUACGUUGCAGCCUUUGACAAAAGUAUUCAAAAAACGGAAAGAUCUCCUUGUAUGGUUAACAAUGGAGGAUGUGAACAUAUAUGUUUAUUGGACAAGGGACAGAAAAAGUGUCGCUGUGGGUUUGGAUUUACUCUGCGAUCAGACGGACUCAACUGCUCAAGCACCCCUAUGCUGGAGGAGUUUGCGAUGACAGUAGACUAUACACAUGGAAUUCUGUACCAGAUAUCACUCCAAAAUGCGGAUGUAAAAGCAAUAGACAUUCCUGCUCCAAAUUAUCCUAUGUGUGCCACCUAUGACACUAGACGUCACAAAAUAUACUGGACAGACUUUCAAAGAUAUCAAAUUCUCCAAAGUACAAUCUGGGGACAGAAUAAAUCUGUUGUUUUUAAUACAGGUUCCUACAUACCUGGCUCCAUUCAGGUAGACUCUUCAACAGGCAAUAUUUAUUACGCUGCUACCACUUUUGACUUCAUGAAGGGAGUGACGUCACAUAUCGCAGUUGUGCGGCCAAAGAGCGGACAAAAUAAAGUAGUUAUAUCGCAAUUAGAGGUAGUCAAAACCAUAGCACUGCAUCCACAGAAAGGAUGGUUAUACUGGAUCGACAAAGGGGGCGCCCAAUACACUUCAUACAUAGGACGAGGAGCCAUGGAUGGCGACAGUCGUUCGUUCUUUGUGUCCUCCAACUUAUACAGUCCAACUGGUCUAACCGUAGACUACAAAGAUGAGAAGUUAUACUGGUCAGAUAGUUACAUGAAUACUGUCAAUUAUAUUGGACUGGACGGUAACAAUCGGGGAGAGUUGACCCAUGACCCCCGUGCGGACAUAAUGCAUAUUGCUAUUUAUGGUUCUCACCUAUAUUACACGGCUGUGAACCGACAAUUCAUUACAAAAGUCAAUAAAAAGACAGGAACUAUUUCUUCUUGGAUGAGUGAAACGCCGGAAUUUGGACGAUUGGAGACGUUAUCUUUAUAUCCGGGUGACUUAAUGCCAGUCAAUGAAAAGUGUGCAGUUAAUAACGGAUUAUGUAGCACGUUUUGCUUACCGACUCCCUUUGGUAGAACCUGCGCUUGUGAAGAAGGGGUUUUAUUGGAGGAGGAUGGCAGAACCUGCAAAGGGGUUAAAAAAUGUAAUCAGACUAUUCCAAAUGGAGGAUUUAACAUGGAAUGCACCGGUUACUUAGGCAGCACGUGCCGGUACCACUGUUUCCAAGGUUACCUUCCGGCGAGGGCGGACAGCGAGUUACACUGUAAUUACAAUGGAGACUGGGGUGUUCAAGUAGACCAGCUCUGUCAACCCUAUGAUCCUUCUAAGGCUGCUGAAUAUUCAAUGAAGACAAAUACUCUGAAUAAUGCGGCAUUGGGCGGAAUCCUCGGCGGAGUCAUCGUGGUUCUCGUCAUUAUAUUCGUUAUUGUUAUCAUCAUUUUAUACAAGAGGCGAUCUGGAAUGUUUGCUCAUGCCAAAUUUGUGAACGCGCCAAAUGUACAGUUAAAUCCGUCAAAUGCGGAGAAGAUUGACAAGGAUAUAGGAAAGUCCAAGGAGCAUAGCAACGGAACUCUAAAUGGGACAUUGGGAACAAGUAAUCCCGUGUAUGAAUAUAAAGCGGACAAAAACGAUUCAAAUCACCACGUAUAUAGUACAUUGGAUGUAUAGAAUAUGUGAUCAACUGACUAUUCCAGAUAGUAUCAUUCCAGUUUAUGAAAUCCAUCUUGAUAUUAUCAGGGGACAGAAAUCCAUGACUCGUGCACAUAUAUCCCUUUGUGUAUCUAGAGUAGAUUCGAUACUACUUGAUUGAAAGAAAUUUAUGUGCAAGAAUGGAAGGAUGCUUUUGAAGACAUAUUGCGCCCAUGACAGAUCACAAUGUCAAUGGGGAAAAUUUUGCAAAUGUGUAUUUUCUGGUGUCCAUUUUUAUUUUGAUUUGUUGAUUUUUUAUAAGGUGCUGAUGGAAUUUUAUACCCUAUAUA
This is a messenger RNA of Saccostrea cuccullata (small rock oyster), 4200 nucleotides long. Its product is annotated as low-density lipoprotein receptor-related protein 4-like. NCBI's taxonomy places the organism in Eukaryota, Metazoa, Mollusca, Bivalvia, Ostreida, Ostreidae. Gene Ontology annotation, molecular function: Wnt-protein binding; Wnt receptor activity. The record is from RefSeq and is a predicted model, not a curated record. The transcript is spliced from 20 exons. Gene Ontology annotation, biological process: canonical Wnt signaling pathway. The coding region runs from base 422 to 3889 and encodes 1155 amino acids.